Trichoplusia ni (cabbage looper) is the source of this 872-nucleotide messenger RNA. Its product is annotated as putative nuclease HARBI1. The record is from RefSeq and is a predicted model, not a curated record. Bases 153 to 872 code for a protein of 239 amino acids. The transcript has 5 exons. NCBI's taxonomy places the organism in Eukaryota, Metazoa, Arthropoda, Insecta, Lepidoptera, Noctuidae.
UUGACGUAUCGUAUCGUGACUGUCGAAGGCUGGCUUGCGAGUUUUACGAAAGUUUAUUCACUUUAAAUUUGACAGUGACAAAACUUUCGUCAGAGUUUCUUGGAAGAUUUAAAUAGUAAUUAAGUGAUUGUGUGACCGAAUUUUGCUGAAAAAUGCUUAGAUUAACAAGAAGCACCCAUCGACGUAGCACGUUGUGCCAUUAUCUUGCGGCGCGAUUGAUUGUUGAAAGUGGAAAUGUACGAAGAGAAACUAGAGAAAUCUCGAGGAGAGCUCUCCUCAGAAAAAAUAUAGCCAAUAUUAACGUGCAAUAUCUAAGCGAUACAGAAUUUAGAAAUAGAUUUCGUCUCAGUAAGGAAGCAUUUUUGCAUUUAUGUUGCGAAUUAAGGGUCAAAUCUAGUCUAAGACCAAGUAAAAGGAUCAGCCUGGAACAUAAAGUACUGUGUGCUUUAUCAUUUUAUGCUACAGGCUCCUACCAAAGAAUAGUAGGAAUGGCUAAAUGUUUAGGGCAAACCACAGUUAGUAAAUAUGUGAGACAGGUUACUGACGCCCUUGUAACCCCCUCAAUAUUAAAUUACUUUAUAAAAUUUCCUGCGACGCUAGAGCAGCGUAAUAUUAUAAAAAACAAAUUUUAUACAAAAUUUGGCAUCCCUGGAGUAAUAGGAUGCAUAGAUGGGUCUCAUUUUCAUAUAUUCACUCCAAAAAGAGACAUUGAGCAUUUAUUUUAUUGCAGAAAGCAUUUCUACUCACUGAAUGUGCAAAUGAUAUGUGACAGUGAAUGCCGAAUUAUUAAUGUUAAUGCAAAAUAUGGAGGUGCUACCCACGACGCAUUUAUUUGGGAAAUAGUCAAGCCAAUAGAUAUAUCCAGGACAUAA